UCUCAACCCUGCGGUGUUUUCCGCGUUCUCCACCCAUUCUCCACCUUCCUGUCUCGACUGACUCUUGCCAAAAAGUUUUCCAUCUUUUCAAAUUCGGGUCUGUUAGUGUUUUUUUUUCUUCUUUCAAGGUCUGUUAGCAACAGAGCAGCACCCAUGGGGGAAAUGCCAGAGCAAAAGUACUCAUCAGACAUGAUUAUUCGGAUACUACAAGAGGCUCCGGCUGCCAGGAAGGACCUGGUUGAUAAUCACAGCAACCUCCUCCGAGUAGCAGAUUACUGCGAGAGUAGUUACCUCCAGGCAGAAGAUCCCACCAAAGCUAUAGAAGAAGCCAAGGCUCUGACCACCCAGGCUUUAGCCAGCGUCACUUAUCAGAUCAACCGCGUGGCCAGCACUGUGCUCAAGCUGCUGGACUCUCAGGCCAUGCAGAUCAAAGGCAUGGAGUCUUCUGUCAACCUGCUGUCACUGGCUGCAGCGAUCCACCUUGACAAAGUGGCCCGGAGGGAGAUCGGCAUCUUUACCACUCCCAAACCCAAGACUUGUUCUGCACCUAUGGUCUCGCUGGAUUCAGGCGUGGAACCAGAGCAAGGCUACAUCAGAGUGCCCAUCUCCUACUCCAUCCUGGACUCCAUCGGACACUCCUUUGAGGUGGUGGAGCAGCAGCCUGUAAAGGCCUCAGAAGAGCACACAAAGAGAGUUGCAGAAAUCUCUGUAACCAGUCACGGCAUCGCUGUUCCUCCACCCUCAGUCCCCACCCUUCCCACUAAACCCACAGACAAUAGUCUGCCUCCUCCUCCUGCUGCUCCUGCUUCUUCACCUUCCUUGUUGGACACUAGCCUCCCCCCUCCACCUGCAUUACCCUCAGAUCUCCCCCCACCUCCCCUUUUACCAAGCAGUUCAUCAAACAGCAGCUACCCACUUCCACCGCCUCCACCUCCAUUGGCAGCUGGAGGUUUCUCUACCCCUCCUCCUCCACCUCCUUUCAUGUCAGAAGCUUCAACCCUUCCUCCACCUCCUCCACCACCUCCUCUCAUGUCAGGAGCUACAACCGUUCCACCACCUCCACCACCUCCUCUCAUGUCAGGAGCUACAACCGUUCCACCACCUCCACCACCUCCUCUCAUGUCAGGAGCUGCAACCCUUCCUCCACCUCCACCACCUCCUCCUCCUCUCACGUCAGGAGCUGCAACCAUUCCUCCACCUCCUCCACCACCUCUUCUCAUGUCAGGAGCUGCAACCCUUCCUCCACCUCCUCCACCACCUCCUCUUAUGUCAGGAGCUGCAUGCAUUCCUCCACCUCCUCCACCUCCUCCCCUCAUGUCAGGAGCUGCAUGCAUUCCUCCACCCCCUCCACCACCUCCUCUUAUGUCAGGAGCAUGCAUUCCUCCACCUCCUCCACCACCUCCCCUCAUGUCAGGAGCUGCAUGCAUUCCCCCACCUCCUCCACCACCUCCUUUCAUGUCAAGAGCUGCAACCCUUCCUCCGCCUCCUUCUCCAACAGCUGCUUUCGUGCCACCCCCUCCACCCCUUUCACGGUUCUCCUAGACAGUCCUGGAUUUUGUUCAUUCAUAAAACAAUCCGAAAGGAUUAAAUCCACAUUCUGAAGAGUGUGUGUGCAGACCUCAUCUGUUUCAUCUGCAUUUAGCAUACAUCAUGUGUCUGAACGAUGCUUCUCUAAGAUAAAACUUGUCUCCUUAAGCGUUGUGUUAAUUCUAGGAGCUGCAGGAGGGUUUGGUCCAACGUGUCCCAGCAACGCCUCCACCACAUUCCUCUAAAACAAGCUGAAACAUGAAAUUUGCUGUUUCUGUCAGAAUCUUUUCUUUUUUUAUGUAACACUUUAUUUGUUAUGUGUGAGCAGCAUUUCACCAAUGUCUCCUAAUCAGUCAGUCCCAUUAAAAACCAGUGACACCA
Molecule: messenger RNA, 1908 nt
Organism: Nothobranchius furzeri (turquoise killifish)
Lineage: Eukaryota; Metazoa; Chordata; Actinopteri; Cyprinodontiformes; Nothobranchiidae
Gene: abi3b
Product: ABI family, member 3b
Biological process (GO): neuron migration
Cellular component (GO): lamellipodium; actin-based cell projection; SCAR complex
Molecular function (GO): SH3 domain binding; signaling adaptor activity
Source: RefSeq, a predicted model, not a curated record